AUGUCUGCCUCUCAGCCUACUUCAGCCGCACCAUGGCGAACGGCAUUUCUAUCUCACAUCAAGAAGAUGGACUCACCUACCUUUGUGCUUAGCACUCUUCACCACCAUGAUUCCUCUUCUGUCACCCCUCGUUCCCGCACUGUUGUGUACAGAGGUACUUGGGCAGAGAUACCAGUCAACCCAAAGAAUCAGGCGCCCCUGAACCCUCCCCUCUACGAAAGCGACCUUCUGACCAUCACUACCGACGCUCGCAUGGAAAAGGUUCCCGAGCUGUCACCCGACGGGAAGAACGUCCCGCAAACUGGUGGUGGGGGGCCUGUUGAGGCUGUCUUUUGGGUCACCGAGACACAAACUCAGUGGCGCAUGCGCGGCCACGCCUAUCUCCUCGGCCAAGACAUUGACGACCCAUCAGCAUCACAUGUAAGGGAGGAGAUAGAGAAGCACAUGCGGAAAAAGAGUGACGACAAUUCAAGCCCAUGGAACUGGGGCAAAGAGAUCACGGCGCACUUUGGAAACUUGAGCCCCGGCAUGCGAGGGUCCUUUCGCAAUCCUCCUCCUGGAACAAAGCGGGAUGAGAAACCCGAUGCUGGACUCGGACUCGGGCAAAAGGUGGAGGACCUGGAUGACGAGAUUGCAAGAAAGAACUUUCGAGUUGCCGUUAUAAUUCCCGACGAGGUUGAUCAGGUGGACUUAUCCGACCCGGCCGAUGGUAAACGAUGGAAUUACAAAUUGACGAAUGGCUCCUGGGAGAAGACUGAGCUAUGGCCAUAG
Fusarium pseudograminearum CS3096 is the source of this 771-nucleotide messenger RNA. RefSeq lists its product as uncharacterized. The transcript has a single exon. The record is from RefSeq and is a predicted model, not a curated record. Gene Ontology annotation, molecular function: FMN binding. The coding region runs from base 1 to 771 and encodes 256 amino acids. NCBI's taxonomy places the organism in Eukaryota, Fungi, Ascomycota, Sordariomycetes, Hypocreales, Nectriaceae.